CUUCCGGCGCUGUAGGUCACGGGUGUCUAGGUCCUGGUUGUUCUUUGCACUGGCACGUGUGCAUCUCUGCGGUACCCGCCUUUGCGAUGUUCCCCCUGUUGCGCCGCCUGCCCCACGCCCUGGGCACCGCUGUCACAGGCCUCCGCGUCACUGCGACCCCGCAGCUCAGGCAGCUGCUGCAGCCGGCGCCCCGGCCAAGCCCGCGGCUCUUCGGGCUGCUGUCGGUGAGCGCAGGGUCGCCGCGCCAACCCGGCCUCUUGCAGCCUACCGGGCCAUGCGCCUGCGGCUGCGGCCUCGGAGCGCUGCACACCGAAGGAGACAAAGCUUUUGUUGAAUUUCUUACGGAUGAAAUUAAAGAGGAAAAAAAAAUUCAGAAGCAUAAGUCCCUUCCCAAGAUGUCUGGGGGCUGGGAACUGGAAGUGGAUGGGACAGAAGCUAAAUUAGUGCGGAAAGUUGCUGGGGAAAAGAUCACUGUCACUUUCAACAUUAACAAUAGCAUCCCGCCAACUCUAGAUAUUGAGGAGCAGUCCUCAGAGGGGCAAAAGAGUGAAGAACAAGAGCCUGAACUGACAUCAACUCCCAAUUUUGUGGUAGAAGUUACCAAGAGUGAUGGCAAGAAGGCUCUUGUACUGGACUGUCACUAUUCAGAGGACGAGAUUGGAGAAGAGGAGGCAGCUGAAAAUGACAUUUUCUCUAUCAAGGAAGUUAGCUUUCAGGCCACAGGCGACUCUGAAUGGAAGGAUACUAAUUACACACUUAACACAGAUUCCUUGGACUGGGCCUUAUAUGACCACCUAAUGGACUUCCUGGCCGACCGAGGGGUGGACAACACUUUUGCAGAUGAGUUGGUGGAGCUCAGCACAGCCCUGGAACAUCAAGAGUACAUUACUUUUCUUGAAGACCUCAAAAGCUUUAUCAAGAGCCAAUAGAGACACU
Molecule: messenger RNA, 936 nt
Organism: Octodon degus (degu)
Lineage: Eukaryota; Metazoa; Chordata; Mammalia; Rodentia; Octodontidae
Gene: C1qbp
Product: complement C1q binding protein
Biological process (GO): cytosolic ribosome assembly
Cellular component (GO): mitochondrial matrix
Source: RefSeq, a predicted model, not a curated record